This is a messenger RNA of Stegastes partitus (bicolor damselfish), 679 nucleotides long. RefSeq names its product calcyphosine-like b (gene capslb). Bases 1 to 627 code for a protein of 208 amino acids. Gene Ontology annotation, molecular function: calcium ion binding. The record is from RefSeq and is a predicted model, not a curated record. The transcript is spliced from 5 exons. NCBI's taxonomy places the organism in Eukaryota, Metazoa, Chordata, Actinopteri, Pomacentridae.
AUGGCGGGGACGUCGAGGCACGACCGUGAGAUGGCGCUGAGGGCCAAGCGGCAGCUGGCGGCCUGUUCGGACCCGGUGGAGAAGCUCCGCCUCCAGUGUCUGAUACGAGGCUCCUCAGGGAUCAAAGGCCUGAGCAGAACCUUCAGGAUCAUGGAUGAUAACAGCAGCCGCUCUCUGGACCUGAAGGAGUUCCUGAAGGGUCUCAAUGACUUCGGGCUGGUGCUGGAGAAGGACGAGGCCAUGCAGCUGUUUCAGCACUUGGACCGGGACGGCAGCGGAGCCAUCGACUUUGACGAGUUCCUGGUUGCUCUCAGGCCGCCGAUGUCCAAGGCCCGGAAGGAGGUGGUGAUGCAGGCGUUCAGGAAGCUGGAUAAAACGGGUGACGGGGUGAUCACGGUGGAGGACCUGCAGGGGGUGUACAACGCCAAGUACCACCCCAAGUACCAGAACGGGGAGUGGACGGAGGAGCAGGUGUUCAGGACCUUCCUGGACAACUUCGACUCGCCGUACGACAAAGACGGGAAGGUGACCCAGGAGGAGUUUAUGAGUUAUUACGCCGGAGUGAGCGCCUCCAUCGACACCGACGUCUACUUUAUUGUGAUGAUGAGAAACGCCUGGAAACUGUGACUUCUGGUGACCAAAGAGGAGUUUGUGAGCUACUACUGUGGCGUCAGCGCCU